Recurvomyces mirabilis is the source of this 519-nucleotide messenger RNA. RefSeq lists its product as uncharacterized. Bases 1 to 519 code for a protein of 172 amino acids. The record is from RefSeq and is a predicted model, not a curated record. NCBI's taxonomy places the organism in Eukaryota, Fungi, Ascomycota, Dothideomycetes, Mycosphaerellales, Teratosphaeriaceae. The transcript has a single exon.
AUGGCACCAAGAAGAUCAACGAAGCGCAAAGCAGACCAGAUCUCCACGCCCACCCCUCCACCACCAGCGAAAACCAUCAAGACAGACCCAGCCCAAAAAUUAAGCGAACGAUACUACAUUUCCCCCGUAGACCACUGGAAUGACCCCAUCAGCUGGGAAGGUCCGGUAGAGGAAGCACUGAUGUCAAGACAUAGUCCGAUGAUAGUACAGGCCAUUGUCGUGGACAAGAAACGAGGUAAAGGCUGGGAGAUGCUGAAGGUAUUGAUGAGUUUUAAGAAGGUGGAUUGGAACCCGCUUCCGCGCCAGGUGUGUGGGAGCAGUGUCGAGGACGACGAAGGUAUGCCCGUGAGUCCUGGGGCGAUUGCGACGUUCGGGCAGAUGAACGAUGCGGAGCGUGAGCAGUAUCGGGCUUGGCAGGAGGGGGAGUUAGAGAGCCAUCCGUUAAGGUAUGAUCCUGAUAUCAUGUUCCCUUUCUAUGAAGGGAUACUGAGGCUUUUUGGGUUGCGGCAGGUACCUUGA